AUGUCCCUCGAGGAGAUCGACUGCGAGUUCAUCGCCCGCGAUCGUCGCGGGGCCGCGAAACGCGUCGUGGGUGACGUGUUGGAGUGUCAGAUCGCGCUCAAGCGCGCGUGCGUGUCCAAGAAUAGCACGAAACAACAUGCAGGGGAAGAAGCGCGUGACUCUCAGAAAUCUAUCAUCACCCGCGCUGCCGCUCUGAAACGCGCGCUCACCGGGUUCGGCGCCCUGAGCGCGCGCGCAAUCAUCGACGCCACGAUCGGCGCCGACGCACGGGGCGCGAGCGAGAUGCGAGCGGCGAUGGCCUGGCACGGCGCGCGGGAGAUUUUGGCGUGCGCGGACGAAGGCGGUCGGUGCGUCGUCCGGGACGUCGAGAGGCUUCAAUCGGACGAUACGCGAGCGACGCAGAACGAGGACGAUGGGUCGGAGACGACGACGACGUUGAGACAUCGCGCGCAUGGACGAUGCGCGUCGAUGGCGUGGCGGCCGCGCUCGGGGCGGACGCUGGCGCUCGGCGGCGCGAGCGGGGUGUCGGUGUGGACGCGCGAGAGACGAGGGACGAGAGCGACGAGCGCGGUGGCGAGCGAAACAGGGGCGUUGAGUCCGAUAGAUAGCGCGAAGAUUCGGGCGCUGGCAAACAGCGGGACGAGCGGUGAGAAGGCGGGACACCGGUGGCGGUUGACGAUAUAUAACGAGCGCGGCGCGCACGAAGCCGGACCGAACGCCCCGCCCGGGGGCGCGUGCGAGGCCGAGCGCGUGGCGUGGAGCCCAGAUGGGAGACUUCUUGUCGCGUGCUCGCGGCGAUGUCGGGUGAUUCACUGUUGGGACGCGAGCGCUGGGACGUACACGCCUAUCGGCGCGGGUGUCGCCGGGUUGUCCGAAGUCGCCUUUAGCGCGUGCGGCGGCUAUCUCCUCGCCGCGCACGUCGGCGAGGGGUUCGCCGUGUGGAAGUUAGAUGACAUGACGUGUAGGAAAUGGUGUACGAACGGUCGCGAGGUCACCGCGGUAACGUGGGGCGAGGUGAAUGAGAAGCAAGGGAGCGCUCCCGUCGCGCUCGUCGCCACGCGCGGCUCCGCGAAGCUCUCCGCCGUGCACUUAUCCUCAAGAGAUUCCGUGAGCGACGUCUCUGCUCACGUGCUCCCGAUCGAGCUUCCGGAAAUCGUCACCACGACCGGUUCUUCGGGAUCGAACGAGUGUGACAUCGCGGACAUGGAUUGGGACGCCACGAGCUCGCGACUCGUACUCGCCCUGCGCGGCGGCGCCCGAGACGGUUGCGUCGCCGUCUACGCGACACGCACGACGAAAAUCGUCAGCGGAAGCCUCAUUGGUUACUUCGCCGUGAUUGGUGACGACGCGGGUGAUCGAAUCGCCGCGAACGCGGUUAAAAUCUCCGCCCCGCGACGCGUCGGCUCUGACCGCGUGCGAAGCACGCUCGCCGUCGUCGUCGACUCCGGCGACGUCGCUCUCGUCCCACUCACCUACGCCGUCCCGCACACUAUGCGCACGGCAUUGUGA
This is a messenger RNA of Ostreococcus tauri, 1509 nucleotides long. RefSeq names its product WD40/YVTN repeat-like-containing domain. Lineage: Eukaryota; Viridiplantae; Chlorophyta; Mamiellophyceae; Mamiellales; Bathycoccaceae. The transcript has a single exon. Gene Ontology annotation, molecular function: protein binding. The record is from RefSeq and is a predicted model, not a curated record. The coding region runs from base 1 to 1509 and encodes 502 amino acids. Gene Ontology annotation, cellular component: nuclear pore. Gene Ontology annotation, biological process: nucleocytoplasmic transport.